This is a messenger RNA of Vanderwaltozyma polyspora DSM 70294, 915 nucleotides long. RefSeq lists its product as uncharacterized. Gene Ontology annotation, molecular function: L-ornithine transmembrane transporter activity. The coding region runs from base 1 to 915 and encodes 304 amino acids. Lineage: Eukaryota; Fungi; Ascomycota; Saccharomycetes; Saccharomycetales; Saccharomycetaceae. Gene Ontology annotation, biological process: mitochondrial L-ornithine transmembrane transport. The transcript has a single exon. The record is from RefSeq and is a predicted model, not a curated record.
AUGUCAGAUGAAUUAGUACCACCUCAAAUUGUCGAUGAACAAUUAUUAGUUGCCAACAAUCAUGUUAGAAUCGUAAAGGAUCUCUUUGCUGGUACUAUUGGUGGUAUAGCUCAGGUUUUAGUUGGUCAACCUUUUGAUACUACUAAAGUACGUUUACAAACUUCUAUGAAGAAUACUACUCAAAUGGAAGUGAUCAAGGAUUUAUUGAAAAAUGAAGGUUUGCUUGGGUUCUAUAAAGGUACUUUGAUUCCAUUAGUAGGUGUUGGUGCUUGUGUAUCUGUUCAAUUUGGUGUUAACGAAUAUAUGAAAAGAUUUUUCAAUAGCAGAAAUAACAAUGGUUCCAAGACUUUAACAUUACCUCAAUAUUAUAUCUGUGGGUUUACUGGUGGUGUAGUAAAUUCGUUUUUAGCUUCACCUAUAGAACAUGUUAGAAUUAGAUUGCAAACUCAAACUGCAUCAAGUGCAAAUGCAGAAUUUAAAGGUCCAAUUGAUUGUAUCAAAAAAUUAGUUUCCCAAGGUCAAUUGAUGCGUGGGUUACCUAUUAUGAUGUUAAGAGCAGGCCAUGGUGUAGGGAUAUAUUUUUUAGUAUACGAGUCAUUAAUUGCUAAUCAAGUCAACAAGGGAACUCCAAGAACUGAAAUACCUCCAUGGAAAUUAUGUUUAUUCGGUGCAGCCGCUGGUACAACAUUGUGGAUGCUGGUAUAUCCAAUUGAUGUGAUUAAAUCGGUAGUUCAAUCUGAUAAUUUGAAAAAACCAAAAUUCAGCACAUCAUUAUUUAAAGUUGGUUCCGAUUUAUAUAAAAGAGGUGGAUUACCAGUAUUCUUUAAAGGUUUUGGUGUAACGAUGAUGAGGGCGACACCAGCAAAUGCUGCAACUUUUACAGCAUUCGAACUGGCAAUGAGAGUAAUGAACUGA